GUUGGGUGACAUCAGUGGGUUUGGCUCUGGGGCUCAAUGGAAACUGGGUGAGCGGCGGGCUGUGCCGAGCACACGCCGGCUGGAGGGGACGGCGAGCGGUCGGGAGGCGGCAGGCAGCGCCGAGCCGAGCGGAGCUGAGCGAAGGAGGAGAGGGAGGAGGAGGAGGAGGAGGAGGAGGGAGGACGCGCCGGGCACGGCCGCCACCAACCCUCCCCAAUCCUUCGUCAUCCUCCCCGCCGCGGCCGCCUGGCCCCCUGACAGCCGGCGGAGCAGCAUCCCCACACGGCCCCCUUCCCGUCAGGCUCUGACGCUGCGCCUUCUGUGCUUCUUUUCUCAGCACAACUGAACCAUGGAGCUUCGAGUGGGGAACAAAUACCGGCUGGGCAGAAAGAUUGGCAGCGGUUCAUUUGGAGACAUUUACCUAGGAGCCAAUAUUGCAACUGGUGAAGAGGUGGCCAUCAAACUGGAAUGUGUCAAAACCAAGCAUCCCCAGCUCCACAUUGAAAGCAAGUUUUACAAGAUGAUGCAGGGAGGAGUGGGUAUCCCCUCCAUUAAGUGGUGUGGAGCAGAGGGGGACUAUAAUGUGAUGGUGAUGGAGCUCCUGGGGCCCAGCCUGGAAGAUCUCUUCAACUUCUGUUCCCGCAAAUUUAGUCUCAAGACAGUUCUGCUCCUGGCAGACCAGAUGAUUAGCCGUAUUGAGUAUAUUCAUUCCAAGAACUUCAUCCACCGGGAUGUGAAGCCAGAUAACUUCCUUAUGGGCCUUGGCAAAAAAGGCAACUUGGUAUACAUCAUUGAUUUUGGUUUGGCCAAGAAGUACCGAGAUGCCCGGACCCACCAGCACAUCCCUUACCGGGAAAACAAGAACCUGACUGGCACAGCCCGUUAUGCCUCUAUCAACACCCACCUGGGAAUAGAACAAAGUCGCCGUGAUGACCUGGAGAGCCUUGGCUACGUGCUCAUGUAUUUCAACCUGGGCUCGCUGCCCUGGCAGGGCCUCAAGGCUGCCACCAAGCGCCAAAAGUACGAGAGGAUCAGCGAGAAAAAGAUGUCAACGCCCAUUGAGGUGCUCUGCAAAGGAUACCCUUCUGAGUUCUCGACAUACCUCAAUUUCUGCCGUUCACUGAGGUUUGACGACAAACCUGACUACUCAUACCUGCGGCAGCUCUUCCGCAACCUUUUCCACCGCCAAGGCUUCUCCUACGACUAUGUCUUUGACUGGAACAUGCUUAAAUUUGGAGCAGCCCGGAACCCCGAGGAUAUGGAUCGGGAGCGGCGAGAGCAUGAGCGAGAAGAGAGGAUGGGGCAGCUCCGGGGGUCAGCUACACGAGCGCUGCCCCCUGGCCCGCCUGCUGGAGCCAGUGCCAACCGUCUUCGCAAUGUCACCGAGCCCAUGGCCUCCACCCCCACCUCCCGAAUCCAACAGUCCGGAAACACGUCCCCCAGAGCAAUCUCAAGAGUGGACAGGGAGCGGAAGGUCAGCAUGAGGUUACACCGAGGAGCUCCUGCCAACGUCUCCUCAUCUGACCUCACAGGGCGGCAAGAAGUGUCACGGAUUUCAGCAUCACAGACAAGUGUGCCAUUUGAUCACCUUGGGAAGUGAGAAGCAAUUGCCACUGGACCAGUGUUUGCUUAG
Cuculus canorus (common cuckoo) is the source of this 1633-nucleotide messenger RNA. It is a transcript of the gene CSNK1E, whose product is annotated as casein kinase 1 epsilon. Lineage: Eukaryota; Metazoa; Chordata; Aves; Cuculiformes; Cuculidae. The transcript has 10 exons. The record is from RefSeq and is a predicted model, not a curated record. Gene Ontology annotation, biological process: signal transduction; peptidyl-serine phosphorylation; endocytosis. The coding region runs from base 350 to 1600 and encodes 416 amino acids. Gene Ontology annotation, molecular function: ATP binding; protein serine/threonine kinase activity. Gene Ontology annotation, cellular component: cytoplasm; nucleus.